AUGCAUUCUCUUGUUCCCCCAAAAGUUUGCAUCUUUAUUUUAUAUCAACAGUUCACAAUUCAUCAAAAAUGGUGGAGUAUUAUUUUACUAGUUUAUUUAGUAAUAGUGUUGCUGAAGUUAUUUUUUUUUGUAAAAAAUAAUUCUUUUGUAAAUAAUCAGUUAUUCUACUCAAUUAUGACAAAGUUGCUAUUAGAUCCUGGAAUAAGAACAUGGGUUUUUGUUCCCAUUAUUACACUAUCCUUCUUUAUUGGUAUUAUAAAACAUUAUGUUCAUGUAUUGUUCAGUACUAAAAAACAGGCUGAACUUCGGUCAAUAAAAGAUACUCAUUAUUUAAUACGUGCUAAAUUAUUAAGAGAACAUGGUGGUUUCUUGACGUCGUCUUCUUUUCAAGCUAGAAAAGAAUUUUAUUGUGAUGAUAAUAGUUAUUUUCAAGAAAGAAUGGCAAUGCCUGAUAGGAAGGCAGAUCCUAUGGAUCCAACAGCAAUGAUGGAGAUGAUGAAAGGAAAUGUAAUUAAUAUGAUUCCUAUGAUUGUUAUUGGUGGAUGGGUAAAUUAUACUUACAGUGGAUUUGUAACUCUUAAUUUACCUUUUCCUUUAACUCAUAAAUUUAAACAAAUGUUGCAAAGAGGUGUUGAUUUAACAGGCUUAGAAGCUUCAUGGGUAUCAUCUGCCUCUUGGUAUUUCCUUAAUGUUUUUGGUCUUAGAUCAAUAUAUACACUAGUUUUAGGAGAAAAUAAUGCUAAUGAUACGAUGAUGGAAAGUCAGAUGGCUAUGGCUGGAGCAGGAAUGCCAGGACAACAAGAUGCAAAAAAUAUUAUUAAAUCUGAGUGGGAACAUUUACAAACAUGUAACUAUAUUUGUGCAUUGUAA
Strongyloides ratti is the source of this 870-nucleotide messenger RNA. Its product is annotated as ER membrane protein complex subunit 3. The coding region runs from base 1 to 870 and encodes 289 amino acids. Gene Ontology annotation, biological process: protein folding in endoplasmic reticulum. Lineage: Eukaryota; Metazoa; Nematoda; Chromadorea; Rhabditida; Strongyloididae. Gene Ontology annotation, cellular component: membrane; EMC complex. The record is from RefSeq and is a predicted model, not a curated record. The transcript has 3 exons.